Messenger RNA from Penicillium paradoxum, 1707 nucleotides. RefSeq names its product glycoside hydrolase family 71 protein. The record is from RefSeq and is a predicted model, not a curated record. Gene Ontology annotation, biological process: mating projection tip cell wall disassembly. Gene Ontology annotation, molecular function: glucan endo-1,3-alpha-glucosidase activity. NCBI's taxonomy places the organism in Eukaryota, Fungi, Ascomycota, Eurotiomycetes, Eurotiales, Aspergillaceae. The transcript is spliced from 2 exons. Bases 1 to 1707 code for a protein of 568 amino acids.
AUGAAGUCGACAAUAUUCUUGAUUCUAUCAUUAUGGAGAGGCGUUUACCACGCCCAAGCCGCGGCCGUCUUCGCCCACUUCAUGCUAUAUAACUCGGAAAACUUCACCGUAUACGACUGGGAAAUCAACAUCGCGCAAGCCCAAAAGGCCCACAUCGACGCCUUCGCCCUAAACAUCGCCUACAACUACCCAACCAACAACCGCUCCCUCGCAAACGCCUUCACAGCCGCCAACGCCCUAAAUUUCCAACUCCUCUUCUCCUUCGACUACGUCGGCAACGGCGCCUGGCCCGAAGGCGAAGUCAUCGGCCUCCUCCGAAAAUACAGCAACAACACAGCCUACUACCAACACGCCGGCAAGCCCUUCGUCUCCACCUUCGAAGGCUCCGCCAACGCCACAGACUGGUCCACCAUCAAAAAGCACACAGACUGCUUCUUCGUGCCCGGGUGGUCCGCCCUCGGCGCAAAAGAAGCCCUCGCCGUCGCACCAGGCGUCCCAGACGGCCUAUUCUCCUGGGCUGCAUGGCCCGAGGGCCCAGAGUCCAUAGACACAUACGUCGACUCGACGUACAUGCAAUGGCUAAAAGAUACCGGCAAGUUGCCGUACAUGAUGCCCGUCUCGCCGUGGUUCUACACGAACCUGCCCGGGUACGGCAAGAACUGGAUCUGGAAUGGCGAUAAUCUGUGGUUCGACCGGUGGCAGCAGGUGCUCGCGCUGAAACCGGAGUUCGUGGAGAUUAUCUCCUGGAACGAUUAUGGCGAAUCGCAUUAUAUUGGGCCGUUGCAUGAAGGCGCGUACGCGACUUUCGAGUACGGUAAUGCGAGCUAUAAUUAUGCCCUCGGUCAUCCGCAUGAUGGGUGGCGGGAUUUCUUGCCGUUCUUGAUUGAUAUUUAUAAGGGACAUAAGGCGAAUGUUUCCACCGAGGGAGUGACUGUUUGGUUCCGGCAGACGCCUGGGGAUGCGUGUGCUAAUAGUGGUACGACGGGGAAUACAGAUACGCAUGGACAGAAGGAGUUUCCGCCGAUGGAGGUGUUGCAGGAUGAGGUGUUUUAUUCUGCGUUGUUGAGGUCUGGGGAGGGGGUUGAUGUGACUGUUGAGAUUGGGGAUACUGUGCAGGAGGGAUCUUGGAAGGAGAAGCCGCGUGAUCAGAUUGGUAUUUAUCAUGGCAGUGUGCCGUUUGAUGGGAAUACUGGACCGGUGGUGGUGACGGUGUCUCGGCGUGGGAAAACCAUUGCUGAGAUGCGUGGGGCGUCGAUUUCGGAAUCCUGUGUGGACGAUAUCCAGAACUGGAAUGUUUGGGUGGGCUCCAAUUUUGCGAAUAGUACGCCUUCGCAUACGACUUCACCGGUGCCUGCGCCUACGGCUUCGGUCUCUGCGGCCUCGGCGCUGGUUCUGGUUGGGAGACUUCCGUUCAUCGUCGUCUUUGUGGCUGUGGUUGCGACUCUGGUAGCUGCUACGGCGACAUCGCCGGGACAUGAGAGGUUGGUUUUGGAUAUCCCUGCUGUUUCGAAGUUUGCUCCAUCGGCCUAUACUGCUGGCAUUGGAGAUGAUGGACUUGGAGGCCUGUAUAGCUAUGGUAAGGGCUAUGGUAUGGACUCAAUCAAUGGCUACACCUGUACGACAACGGAUGCUGCAUUUGUGCCUUUCGUCUCAAACGAGGCUACGACUUGGGCACACGAUCCGUCUUGGACAUUGAGCCGGUCUUGA